AUGGUCAAACAAGCAGAACCACAGAGUAGCCCCAUGCCUAGCAUGUCUACAGACCCCUCCAACCAAUUCCUCAAAUCGAGCAGCUUUCGAAAAUUCUCGGCCAUGCUGAUGAUUAUUCUUCUUUAUACCACCGCGACUCCAUUUAGUCCGAUCGCAUGGCUCAUCUCCGACAUCGAAGGUUCGUUAUUCCUCGAUCGACUACUUGCCGGCGCACUUCUUUUCGCAGCCAUGUAUUUCCAAUGGCGAGUUGCGGUGCAAAGCUAUCCCGUUGCCAUCAUUCUUCCCACUGGAAGUCGAACUAUGAUAUCGAAUGGAAAUAUUGUUCAGAUGAAUGGGGAUGUGAUUUGGAUAUACGAGCCGUUGAAAUAUUGGAGAUAUGUGAUGGUGGAAGGGCUGGGAUUGCUGGUUGCGGAAUGGGCGGGUGUAGAGCGUGUUAGGAGGGGGGUGGUUAGUGUGGUUAUUGCGGCUUUGUGGAUGGUGGGUUGGAGUGUUACGCCGGAGAGUACGAAGAGGGAGGGGUGGGCAUAUUUGAAGAGAUUCUGGUUUUGGAUUGCGUUGGAUGAGAUUAUGAGGGUGGGACGGGGUGGUGGAGGUAUGAAGAGGAGAAAAUGGUAA
Molecule: messenger RNA, 615 nt
Organism: Sclerotinia borealis F-4128
Lineage: Eukaryota; Fungi; Ascomycota; Leotiomycetes; Helotiales; Sclerotiniaceae
Source: the annotation of a GenBank genome assembly